UUGCCUCAAUCAUCUAUGGGCUAGCUAGAUAUUAUCACAAGCUUACCUGCACUGAAAAUACUUCUCUAACUAUAGUUAAUUCUGCUCCAGAGUUCUGGUUCUGCUACACUAUAUACUAGCACUGUACACAACCUCAAAUACAGAUUAAAAGAAAGUCACUAUUCAACUUGCACGUCCAGACAGCUAAGAUAUUCAUCAAGUGAUUGUAAGUCUACUGCUCACUCACCCUCAAUAAGGAGAUGUCUGUGGAUUCAGACUAUAUACUGAAGAGUGUCUAUGAGACUGCAUCCAUUGUGGGAAACAGCACUGUACCUUUUGAAGGCUAUGUCAAGACAGGAUGGAACGCCAUGACAGACAGAUAUUCACACUUCACCAUUGCUGUGCUUUUCUCUGUGAUUCUGCACGAGAUUACUUACUUCGGUCUAAGUACGCCUGGAUUUCUGGCCCAAUUUCUCCCCUUCAUGAGGAGAUUCAAAAUACAGGAGAAGCCUGAGUCGACUAAAGUGCAGUGGAAUUGUUUCGUUUACAUCCUACUCAACCACUUCUUUAUACAGGCACCUAUGAUAGCUGGGAUGUAUCACUUCAACUACUACAUGGGAGUGAAGUAUGAGUAUGAUGACAUCCCACGCUGGUACGUGGUGAUCCCUCAGCUGGUGGCUUGUCUGAUGAUUGAGGACACCUGGCAUUAUUUCAUGCAUCGACUUCUUCAUCACAAACGUAUCUACAAACACAUUCACAAAAUCCACCACCACCAUCAGCAACCGUUUGGGUUAACAGCCGAGUACGCCCACCCUCUGGAAACAGUCAUUCUGGGUAUGGGUUUCGUGUGGGGCAUUCUGUUCUUUGGGAAUCAUGUGAUCAUGGAGUGGUUGUGGAUGAUGGCUCGUUUAGUGGAGUCGGUGGAGGUUCACAGUGGCUACGACUUCCCCUACCUCAACCCCAUGCAUCUAAUUCCUGGAUAUGCUGGUGCUCGUUUCCAUGACUUUCACCACUACAACUUCAACGGUAACUACGCCAGUUCUUUUGUCUGGUGGGACUGGAUAUUCGGGACCAACAAACAGUACUUGGAGUACAUUGAGAAACAACCCAAGAGCAAAAAGGAGUAGUUUAUGAGACUGACAUAUAAUUAUAUCAGGGAGAUUUUUCUCUUGAUUGUUACUAUUUAUUUUGACAACCACACAUGCAUGCAUAUCACUCCACUAACUGUUUGGUGCAUUAAUUUUUAUACUUAAUAUCAAUUGCACACCACACAUACAAGUAAUACGCAUAUCUCUGACUCUCACAUAAUUAC
Molecule: messenger RNA, 1291 nt
Organism: Halichondria panicea
Lineage: Eukaryota; Metazoa; Porifera; Demospongiae; Suberitida; Halichondriidae
Product: methylsterol monooxygenase 1-like
Exons: 8
Coding region: 240-1106 (288 amino acids)
Biological process (GO): sterol biosynthetic process
Cellular component (GO): endoplasmic reticulum membrane
Molecular function (GO): C-4 methylsterol oxidase activity; iron ion binding
Source: RefSeq, a predicted model, not a curated record